AUCGGGGGUCCCGUCCAGUCAGAGAAGACCCUGGUCAGAGAAGCUCGAGCUGGUUCUCUUCGUCCGCCAACCGUUACCGCAGUUCAGUGUGCCACUUCAUACAAGCAGCAGCGAUGAGCAGCAGAAGCAGAAGGUCCUGUACCAAAAUUCGCUCCUGUUCAGGACGUAAAGGCCUCGAUGGGCGAUUCUCCAGAGGGACUCUACAAAAGUCUGGAUGGACAAAAGAUGAGGAUGAGAAGCUACACAGACUGGUGAAGGAGUUUGGAUCCAACAGCUGGGCUUCAGUUUCCCUUCAUUUCAAAGGUCAGAGGUCCAAUGUGGACUGCCAGCGGAGGUGGCAGCACAUUAAGAACCCGGAGCUGGUCAAAGGUCCCUGGACUCAGGAGGAGGAUAACAGGUUGAUCGAACUGGUCCAUAAGUAUGGCAUGAAGCGCUGGUCCCUCAUCGCCAAACACCUGCGUAGUCGAAACGGGAAGCAGUGCCGCGAGCGCUGGCACAAUCACCUAAACCCAACAGUGAAGAAGAGCAGCUGGACACUGGAGGAGGACUGCACCAUCUGUCAGGCCCACAGGCUGAUGGGAAACCGCUGGGCUGACAUCGCCAAACUGCUGCCUGGCAGGACUGACAACUCCAUCAAAAACCACUGGAACUCCACUCUGAAGAGGAAGGUGGAGAAGGAGGGGUACCUUCAGGUCCUACACCUCCACAACUCCUCCUCCACCUCUGCCACCUUUAACUCCUCCAACUCCUCCUCUAACUCCUCCCUGUCAACCAGACCUACAUCCAGGACCCGUGGCCCCCGCAGCACAGCCAACAUCUCCACCAAGCAGGCAGACAGUCUUUCCACUGUAAAGGACAGGUCCAGCUGCACCUCCAGUGAACAGAGCAUGUGCGGACACCAUUGUCGCCACACCCACUUGUGCUCCAUCUGUGUCCCCACCUCCUCCUCAGUUUACGACUCAUCACUGAGCAUGUGUGAGCUGACAGCACCCAUGGAGCUGAUGGAGGCGAACCCAGAGACCAGUAGCUGUGGCCUGAAGGAAGUGACCUCAUCGUUCUCCACCGGCGUGUACAGAGAGGACGCCAACCCUUCAGUCAUUGACCUCAGCAGGAGCUACGUGACUGGAGUGAAGGAGCAGCUGCUGACCAGUGACAACGGAGCCACCUUCAUGGACUCGAGCUCCUCGUGGAGCUGGACCAGCCCGCUGGGGGAGCCAACCUUUUCUCCCUCUGAGUUCCUCAGUCUGUGCUGUGUCAAGGAUCUGAAGAUGCACUGUCCAGCUCUCACCUCCACCCCCGUCUGCUCCCUGAAAUAUACCAGCAGCACCAACCAGGGCGGGUCCUGUGUGCAAUGCAGCAACAAGACCACAACCCAGACGCCCACAGAGAUCCAAGAGAAGAUCAAAGCAUUGUUGACAUCAGCCCCUCGAACACCAACUCCUCUGAAGUUAAACAGCGACAGUCCGAACCAGGUCUCAGUCAGUUUGAGCAGGAUGAUGUCCCUGACGGGGGAGCAGAAGAGUGCUGACCCUGACAGUCAGCAGUCCGGCAACAGCCCUGAGGUCCAGGGGGAGAAUCUGCUGAGCUCCAUCCUACAGGUCCAGUCACAGUCCAGCUCUGCUUCACAGUACCACACAGAGUCCAGCUCAGUCACGGGCUAUGAGGAGUUUGGCUGUUUUCCCUUAGAUGGACAGGUGGACAUGUGGUGGCACCCCACCAGGUACCUGUACUCUCCACAGAGUUCUGCUUACAGUGUGAACCCCUUCGAGGUUAGAACCUGCAGCCUGAGACCUGAACCUGGAGGGUCCAUAGACCCGAUGUAUGUGUAUCCAGCCUCUCUGUGAUGCGCCUCAGGUUUGUGUUCCAUGACUGCAGAGAGACUUUGUUCAGCGAAGGCACAGGCAGAGUUUGAACCAGGCUUCACAUCUGUGAUGGGACACCAGGCUGGAAAAACCAAGCACAAUGAACAGCAAUGAACCUGAAGAGCUCCUGGAAACAUUUUCACAUUUGUGUGUGUGUUGUGUUGACAGCUGAGCAGUGAGUUACAGGUGGUGAUGUUUGGCAGAACAGAUAAUCAGAAGAGUCUAAUUGAGCAGGCGCAAGUCUACAUGCAGCCCUGACCAUCUCCAUCAUCUUCUUCAGGACUGACCACGGCACAGUGCUCAGAUGUGCCUGCUCGUACCAGCAGCAGCCAAGCAUUUUACAUCAGACCAUUACGGACGAAUCCACUGGUUUUCUUGUAUUUUACUGUUGAGUGUAUGAAUCAUGAGUCUUGUUUUCAAGUUCACUGCAGCAUCCCCAUCAGUUCAGCUUCACCACAGGUGGAAAAUAAACUGAUUUUUAUUUAUUGAUUGAUUUAGCAGUUAACAAAGCAUCCACACACAUUGGAAUCGGUUUUAUACUGGAUUUUAGCAGAAAACAUGAAAAAUGUCUGUAUUUUUAUGAAGUUUUUACUGAAGGUGUGUGUCAGAGUUACCUUGUACACUUCAUAUUUUUAAAUGAAUGCCGUUUGUUUCAACAAACGCAUAUUUUAUUUAUUGUAAUCGGGCUGCGAAUAUGUUUUGGUCCUGACGCAGACCUUCGUUGAACCUGAACUUUGGCACUUUGGACUGAAACUGAACUCUGGCUUUGACAUUUGUAAUGUCAUUUUAAACAGGAAGUGAAGCUCAGAAAAACUAAUCUGUUGAAUGUAUGCCGUCUGCUGCUGUCACAUCGUGACACUGAAAAGCGAGUUUGUUUUAUAAUGCUUGAAUGAACCCUGCAGUGUGAACUACAGUCCACAUGAAUUUAUUUAUUUAACUGGAUUGAGUGAAACCUGUGAAUCUGCAUAAAAAUCCGACUGUUCCACUGUUAAUUUCCUAAACUGGUGGAAUAUCUUACUGUCUGGAUGUCGUGCCCUGAUUUCUGUUCACAAAUGUGAAACAAUAAAUGUCAGUGACUGA
This is a messenger RNA of Monopterus albus (swamp eel), 2942 nucleotides long. Its product is annotated as transcriptional activator Myb-like. Gene Ontology annotation, cellular component: nucleus. Gene Ontology annotation, molecular function: DNA-binding transcription factor activity, RNA polymerase II-specific; RNA polymerase II cis-regulatory region sequence-specific DNA binding. Gene Ontology annotation, biological process: regulation of DNA-templated transcription. The record is from RefSeq and is a predicted model, not a curated record. The transcript is spliced from 15 exons. NCBI's taxonomy places the organism in Eukaryota, Metazoa, Chordata, Actinopteri, Synbranchiformes, Synbranchidae. Bases 114 to 1844 code for a protein of 576 amino acids.